This is a messenger RNA of Arabidopsis arenosa, 2178 nucleotides long. The record is from the annotation of a GenBank genome assembly. NCBI's taxonomy places the organism in Eukaryota, Viridiplantae, Streptophyta, Magnoliopsida, Brassicales, Brassicaceae.
AAAAUCUCCGGCCGGCGUUUUCUCAAUCUCCGGCAUCAAUGGCCAUGCUCUCACACCGUCUCCGACGAGUGCUUGUCGCCGCACCUUCCUAUUUGCAACGAUCCUUCACUCUAUCUCAUCCCUCCGAUUUCCCUCCCGUGUCAUCGUUAUUACCGAGAUCUGUGGUGAAGCAAUCGACGGAAUUUAAUCGAUCUCCGGCGAGAUUGUUCUCGACGACUCAGUAUCAGUAUGAUCCGUACACAGGAGAAGAUUCGUUCAUGCCGGAUAACGAAGGAUGCGAUUUUAAUCAUUGGUUAAUUACAAUGAAUUUCCCUAAAGAUAAUGUUCCAUCUAGAGAAGAAAUGAUUUCGAUUUUUGAGCAAACUUGUGCUAAAGGACUUGAUAUAAGUUUGGAAGAAGCUAAGAAGAAAAUGUAUGCAAUUUGUACAACAAGUUACCAAGGGUUUCAAGCAACAAUGACAAUAGGAGAAGUAGAAAAGUUUAGAGAUUUGCCUGGGGUUCAAUACAUAAUUCCUGAUUCUUAUGUUGAUGUUGAGAAUAAGGUUUAUGGAGGAGACAAGUAUGAGAAUGGAGUGAUCACACCUGGGCCAAUUCCUGUUCCUACUAAAGAAGGCUUUGAUUCUCUAGAGAAGGAGAGUAAGCGGGAACAAGAGGAAGCUCAAAUCAUUCAAACGCCUUCGGAUGAGGGUAAAACCUCAGGACAAGUGCAAGAUCAAGGAAGUCAAACGCCUCCAGAUCAGAGAAGUGUCAAGCAAAGGCAAGGAACCCUUGCUCUAGGACAAGGGAAAAGUGAAGGAAGUCGAAUGCGAAUUCCAGUACAAAGGCAAAGUCGAGGUCAAGGAAAUCUAUUGCCUUCAUUGCAAGAGGGUUUCAAGCAGAGCCAGGGAACUCUUCAAGGAACACCAAUCCCUGGACAAGGGCAAGGAAGUCAAAUACCUUCCAAUCAGGUGGGUUACAACCAAGGUCAAGGAGCUCAGACGCCUCCAUACCAAGGAUUACCAAACAAUUACAGUCAAGGAGCAUUUGUGCAAUACAACCAAGGGCCACCGCAAGGAAACUUUAUCCAAGGGACACAAGAAAAUUACAGCCAAAUGGGCCAAGGGUAUUACAUUCCGCAGAGUGGUGGAAGCUAUGGUCCUGCACAAGGAGCAGGAAGUCCAGGAUUUGGACAUGGGCAAGGUCAAGGAAGUCAGUUAUUGUCUCCAUAUCAAGGGAGUUACAACCAAGGCCAGGGAACUCCGCUGACAGGACAAGGCCAAGAAGGUCAAAUACCUUCAUAUCAUAUGGGUAACAGCCAAGGCUUAGGAGCUCCGGUGCCUCCGAACCAAGUAACACCAGGCAAUUAUGGUCAAUGGGAAUUUGUGAACUACAACCAAGGACCACCACAUGGUAACUUUCUCCAAGGACCACCACAUGGUAACUUUCUCCAAGGACCCCAACAAAAUUACAACCAAGGAGGUCAAUGGAAUUACAGUCCACAUAACGGUGGACACUAUGGUCCUGCACAGUUUGGACAGUGGUAUCCUGGACCCCCUCAAGGAUGUGGAAUGCCUUCAUAUCAGGGGAGUUACAAUCAAGGCCAAGGAACUCAUAUCCCUGGACAAUGGCAAGGUCAAGGAUGUGCAAUGCCUUCAUAUCAGGCUAGUUACAAUCAAGCCCAGGGAGCACCGGCGCCUCCUCCAUACCAUGGAAACUACAAUCAAGGACCACCAGGCAGUUACGGUCAAGGGACAUCUGCUAACAUCAACCAAGGAUUUCCAGUGAACCCAGCGAAUUACAAUAUGCAUAACGGUGGAAACUAUGGUCCUCCACAUGAAAUAGCAGGAAAUCCAGGAUUUAUUAGACAAGGGUUUCCUGGUCACAGACAGAGUCAAACAUUUCAACAAGAGGAUCAGAGAAAUGUAGCAGGUGACUUGUGCAACAAUCAUCUUGCAGACCCAACUGAAACCAGAAAACCAAAUUCUCGAACAUAAGCGAUUACACAGUUUGGUUGUCUCAAAGGAUUUUGAAAACAGAAAUUUCCUCUCUCACUUAUUGUUCUGUAUAUAUGUUUACAUAGAUGAUUCCUUUGUUUCAAUUUCUACAUGAAGAUCAGAUGAGAGGAAUGCAGGAAUUGUGAAACUUGCAGCUUCUAAGGAAAGCAGAUUUCUUUUGUGGUAAUACACCUACCAUUGAGCC